AUGAUUCCCGUCGGAGCCCUGACCUCCUCCUUCUCAUUGGAGGGUCACCCGGACCUCAAGAUCCUUCAGCCCUGGUGGGACGUGUUGUGCGACAUGCUCUCUGUGCCCAUGUUCAUGAUCGGCAUCUUUGCCGGGAUGCUGCAGAACAUGAACGAGCGCAUUCUGUGCGUGCCGGUGCCGAGAGGCUUCGACGUGGAUCUGAAGGAGUGGAACGAGACCGUCCUGAGGACGCUCGUGGCCAACCCCAGGGCUCACACGGUGAGAUUCCCCCUCGGGCCGGCUCGGAACUUCUGGUUCAGGUUCCCGGAGACGAGCUCCAAGAUCGAGCACUUUGUGUGCGUGCUGGGUAAGUGCAUGGACUCGCAGUGGACCACGCACGCCGUGCACGAAGCCGCACUGGACGGGUUGGCGUCAGCGGCGGCGCUGCAGCCGCCAGCGCCGCCCGCCACACGACCCGAGAUCCGACGAACUCCCCGCCGUGGAGAAGCUGCCUUCGGAGUCUCCGCCGCCGCCGGCACCGCCGCGGCCCUCCGUCCGAUUCGUCGACCCCCGGCGACGGCCGCCACGCCCCCCGACCGGCCCCCCCCGGAGCAGAACGAGGGCCGGCGGACGCCGCUCAAGGAGUACAGCUUCGCGGAGGCGCGCCAGGAGACGGGGGUGGAGGACAUUCCGGACGUGCGCAACGACUUUGCCUUCCUCCUGCACCUGGUGGACAAGUACGACCCCUGCUACGCGUGCAAGUUCUCUGUCUUCCUGUCCGAGGUGAGGAGAAGCCGCUCGCAGAGCGCCGCACGUUCGACGGAGCCGACCGCGCCGAUCGGACAAGGACAACAAACUCUCAAGAGCAAUGUGGUCAGCUUCGACUGCCACAUCAGCCGCUACGCCAAGAUUUGCACGGAGCUGCGGAAAGAGGUGGCCGACCUGAAGGUGAAGCUGCAAGUGUACGAAUCGGGGCCCCCCCCGCCUCACACGCCCCCUGCGGCAAUCGUCCACAGCGCCGCUCCGACUGCCGAGCAUCUUGACCGGCUGCGCUCGCUGCUCGGCGGCGUGCUGGAGGAGCGCCGCUCGGUCCGCCAGGAGCUGCUGCACGUGGACUCGCAGCUCAAGGAGAUGGCGCUGAGGAGCCACCAGCGGGAGCGCGACCAGGCCCGCGUGUGCCUGCUCUGCGACGACCACCGCACCGUCGACAAGGCGACGGGCCGGCUGGAGCGGUGCACGGCGGCGGCUCGCGCACGGCGGGAGCACAUGGAGGAGCGGCGGCGCGCCGUGGAGACGCGGCUCAAGGACAACACGGAGCGGCUCAGGGCGCGGGUCGCGGAGGCCGUGCUGCCCUCGGACGGGCACGACGUCGCCCUCUCGCAGUUGCUGGCUCUGGGCGUGAGCGGCAUGCAGCACGAGCAGGAGGCGGGGGGCCUGCGCGAGUGCCUGCAGCACGCCGGGCGGCUCGCUCGACUGCACGACACGGACCGCCAGCACACGGAGCGGCUCGUGACGGCGCUGCUGCGGGUGGUGCACAAGCAGCACGGCUUGCUGGCGUCGGCCGGCCUGGCGGGCGCCGAGGAGAACGCCGACGUGGACGAGGUGGUGCGCCUGGUGCGGCGCGAGCGCGCCGUCGUGUGGGCCGACACGGCCGCGGCCGUCGACGGGGACGCGAGCCGCGACGGGGAGGGGGAAGGCGGCGACGCGGAGGCCGCCUGCGACGGCAGCGUGCGCAGCGUUGUGGAGUUCACCUUGCCGGGGUUGGUCGCGCUGCCGGCGCUCGACGCCGGGGAAACGGCGGCGGCGGCGGCGGUCGCGCCGGUCUGCCGGGACGCACCGCCCGCGGGAGCCGCACCAUCCCGGCUCCCGGCUCCGCCCGGCCCCCCGGCUCCGUCUCCGCCGGCCGUCCCCUCGGGCUCGGCGCGCGGGCGCAAGCGGCAGCAGCCGACGGAGACUCCGGCGCGCGUCGCCGUCGCCGCGGCGGCGGCUGCAGCGCCGGCUCGCACGCCCGACGUGGCCCCGGCGGUGAAGCGGGCGAAGCGCGCCGUGCUGCAGGACCCCGAGCGCCAGCACGGCGUCCGGGGGAAGGCGCCGGCGCCGCGUCGAGCGGACGCGGAGAGCGACGUGGAGGACGGCGUCUUCCCGCUGCGGCCGGAGCUCGACACGAGCGGCGGCUACGGCGGCUACGGUGGCGGUGGUGGCGGCUACGGUGCCGCCGGCGCGAACUUCACCUUCGCGGGCGAGGGGGGCGGGAGGGCGCCGCUCGACACGACGAUGACGCUGGGGGGCGACGACGACGACGAGAUGGACGCGGAGCGGGGCCCGGGCGGCGAUGGUCUGCCGCAGUUGGGAACCGGAAUCCUGCGCCGGCUGAGGCUGCCGGUGCUGGGAGAGGCAGAAGGGAACGCCUCCCAGAGCGAUAGGAGCAUCAGCAUCAACAGCAGCAUCAGCAGCAGCAUCAGCAGCAGCAGCAUCAGCAGCAAGCCGGGCUACAUGGCGCUCACCACAGCCGCCCAGGGCAAGCGGAUGCAGAGCAGCAGGUCCGUGUCGACGUCGGUGCUGCGGGAGACGAACCACGCGCUGCGCGACGUCUCCGCCGCAGCUCAGCGCAUCCCCGUCGAGACGCAGCCUGCCAAGCAGCCCCUACGCCUCUUCAAGUUCAGCGGCAUCGGCGCCCCGCCGCCCGGCGCUCCGAGCGCGAUGUCCCGGAGCCGCUCCAUGGGCAGCCUGGCGGUGCCGAGCCAAGGCCGGCGGAAGCCAUCCUCUUUCCUCUUCAACCUGCAGAGGCGCAGCAAGUUCGGCAAGUGACGGCGUCGCCCGCUCGUCCGCCGUGCCCCGGCCGCCCCGGUUGUUGGAACGGCGCGGAAGCGGCGGCGGGUCGUCUCGGCACGAGAGUUCGCGCCGCCGUGCGUGCGCGCGUCAUGCGCCCAGCGGUCUACUCACCGACCGCCCACUAACUCACCCACCAACCCACCCACCUACCCACCGACCACUAACUCGCCCACCCACCUACAGACCUACGGCCUACUAACUCACCCACCCACCCACCUACCCACCGACCACAAACUCACCCACCCACCUACAGACCCACUGCCCACUAACUCACCCACCCACCUACAGACCCACCGCCCACUAACUCACCUACCCACCCACCCACCUACCCACCGACCACUAACUCACCCACUCACCUACAGACCCACCCAACUUCCCACCUCCCACUAACUCCCCCACCCACGGCCCACUAGCUCACCAACCCAAACUACAGACCCACCCACCUUCCCACUGCCCACGAACUCACCCACCCACCUACCCACCGACACACCCACCUACCCACCGACCACUAACUCACCCACCCACCUACAGACCCACCGCCCAAUAGCUCACCCACCUAAAGACCCACCCAACUUCUCACCGCCCACGCACUCCCCCACCCACCUACAGACCCACCGCCCACUAACUCACCCACCCACCUACAGACCCACCGCCCACUAACCCACCCACCCACGGCCCCACUGACUCAACGCAGCCGUCCGCGAGUGGGACACGGGGCACAGUGGGGGGGGAGGGAGAGGAGGGAGGGGGGGGUAACCGCUUGCUUGUGUGGGUGGAGCGUUGCAUCAGGGACCCUGACUCCCCGCGCCCCGCUUGCUUGCAGAUCGGGCCGCGACGCACCGCACUCGCCUGAUGAUUGGUAGUCGUAGAAGUCCAACACUGGGCCUUCUCGCUUGUGUGUGGGGGGGGGGGGCGCAGGAAGGUGGGGAAGGAGGGGAAUUCCCACCCCCGCCACGUGACUGCACUUUGAGCCCCCCACGUGUCUCGUCUUAGCGUGAGUCCACCUCGAGUCCCCCAUGAGUCUCCCACGAGUCCCCCUCUCCCCGAAUGUUUACACUUCGACCCUCGCCGCGCUCGCCCCCCCGCCGGAGGCCGAGGGGGACGUGGCGGUCCUGGCCGCCGCCGCCGCCGGCGUGCGCCGCGCCGUGAUCUCUGGCGCCUGCGGUUGCACCAUGCCAGCGGACUUUGCCGCGUCUGAGCCGCCACCCACCCACCC
This is a messenger RNA of Lethenteron reissneri (Far Eastern brook lamprey), 4027 nucleotides long. RefSeq lists its product as uncharacterized. The record is from RefSeq and is a predicted model, not a curated record. Lineage: Eukaryota; Metazoa; Chordata; Hyperoartia; Petromyzontiformes; Petromyzontidae.